AUGCAAGCCACCCAGUCUCUUCGGAUAGUGCCUAGCGAACUUCCACCACCUGGCAAGACUGACGUCUCGACAUUAAGUAAAUUCGGUGUGCAUGAUACAUUCAGACACGGAUUCAAGUCUGAGAGCCACGCCAUAAACCGGCAUCCAUUAGAGAACAGAUUAGCGAGAUGGGAAGAGACUCAGACUAAUCUCAAACUGACUUUUGAGAGAAGAAUUUUUGGCCUGCAUGCUCCUAUGAGACGUAUGAUGGAGAAGAAGAUUGUUUCGAAUAUACAACGUUUCCCUGGCUUGCCAAACUCCAAUUUGGGAUUGGAAAUCUUGUCUGGCAAAGAUGAAACGAUCGAUGUAGAGGAUUUUAUGAACACUCCAGACAUGUCAACACAGAUGGUAGAUUUCCAUACAUUUAUGGAAGCCAAAAUUGGAAUCAAGAUCUAA
Paraglomus occultum is the source of this 435-nucleotide messenger RNA. The record is from the annotation of a GenBank genome assembly. Lineage: Eukaryota; Fungi; Glomeromycota; Glomeromycetes; Paraglomerales; Paraglomeraceae.